Messenger RNA from Pygocentrus nattereri (red-bellied piranha), 3576 nucleotides. RefSeq names its product RNA polymerase I subunit B (gene polr1b). The record is from RefSeq and is a predicted model, not a curated record. The coding region runs from base 105 to 3506 and encodes 1133 amino acids. Gene Ontology annotation, molecular function: ribonucleoside binding; DNA binding; DNA-directed RNA polymerase activity. Gene Ontology annotation, biological process: DNA-templated transcription. Gene Ontology annotation, cellular component: nucleus; RNA polymerase I complex. NCBI's taxonomy places the organism in Eukaryota, Metazoa, Chordata, Actinopteri, Characiformes, Serrasalmidae. The transcript is spliced from 15 exons.
AGUUCGUGGACUUUUAUUUUGAAACGAAACCGACAGUGUUAGCGGAACAACGCAAACGCAGCAUUUGUACCAGGUUCCUGUUGCCGACACGUGAGGCAGGCAGCAUGGAUUUCUCCUCGAAGUGGAGCGGUUUACCUGCUGCUCCGAGCCUCAAACACCUCACACAGACAGGCUUCGGCGUCCCGAAGGACAAACAGCACGCAGCAGUGCAGGAGCUGGUGAAAGCCCACAUCGAGUCGUUCAACGAGGCGGUCACUGAUGGCCUUUGCCGAGUCGUCGAAGCUAUUCCUCCUUUGGAGUUCAUGUGCAAGGGAGACCGAAUCAGCCUGGCUUUUGUGGAGGCCACCAUCCAAACCCCUACUGUGGCCAAAGGGGCGAUCUGUAAGGACCUUCGUGUCUUCCCAGCUGAAUGUAGAGGGAGGAGAUGCACAUACAGAGGAAAGCUGGUGGUAGAUAUUAGCUGGUCAGUGAAUGGGAUGCCUAAAGGAAUUCUAAAGCAGUCUUUGGGGCAGGUGCCCAUCAUGGUAAAGUCAAAGCUGUGUAACCUCUAUAGUCUCUCACCUAAAGAGCUCGUAGAGCAUCACGAAGAGGCAGAGGAAAUGGGAGGCUAUUUUAUAGUGAAUGGUAUUGAGAAAGUGAUCCGCAUGCUUAUUAUGCCAAGGAGGAACUUUCCCAUCGCUUUGACGAGAUCAAAGUUUAAAAGCAGAGGACAGGGCUACACAGAAUACGGCAUUUCGAUGCGUUGUGUCAGAGAUGACCACUCAGCCAUCAACAUGAACCUACACUACCUGGACAAUGGAACAGUCAUGCUAAACUUCAUUUAUAACAAAGAGCUCUUUUUCCUUCCGCUUGGCUUUGCUCUAAAGGCCCUGGUGGACUUCUCAGACUACCAGAUCUACCAGGAGUUGAUAAAGGGCAAAGAGGAGAACUCCUUCUACAAGAGCUGUGUGUCAGAGAUGCUCCGCUUGGUGAUGGAAGAGGGCUGUACUACCAGAGGGAAGGUGCUGAACUAUCUGGGGCAACGUUUCAGGGUGAAGCUGUACUUGCCAGAGUGGUACACAAACGAGCAGUGUGCUAAAUACCUUCUAGACGAGUGCUUGUGCAUUCACUUGAAGUCAGAUGUAGAGAAGUUCUACAUGCUUUGUCUGAUGACACGGAAACUGUUCGCCUUUGCUAAGGAAGAGUGUCAGGAAGAGAAUGCAGACAGUCUGAUGUGUCAGGAGGUGCUCACACCUGGACAGCUCUAUCUCAUGUUUCUGAAAGAAAAAAUGGCAGGCUGGCUGGUGUCUGUCAAACUGGCCUUAGAUAAAAAGAUCCAAAAAGGAGGAGGAUUAAACACAGAAAACCUGUCCAAGAUCUUUAACUUGGGAACAGACCUCACUAAGGCCUUUGAGUACCUACUGGCUACAGGCAAACUUAUUUCCAAAACAGGUUUGGGAAUGCUUCAGAAUAGCGGUAUGUGCGUGGUGGCUGACAAGCUGAAUUUCAUUCGCUACUUGUCACACUUCCGCUGUGUGCACAGAGGGGCAGUCUUCGCCAAGAUGAGGACUACAACAGUGCGAAAGUUGCUGCCCGAGUCCUGGGGCUUUCUCUGCCCCGUGCACACUCCUGAUGGAGAGCCAUGUGGCUUGAUGAACCACAUGACUGCUCAAUGUGAGAUUGUGACCUCAGUUUAUCCCACCACCACACUGCAGGCCCUGCUGUGCUCUCUGGGUGUAACUCCAGUGGACGCUACUCCUGGCCAGCCGUACUCCACCUGCUACCCGGUGGUACUAGAUGGGGCUGUGAUUGGCUGGGUGGAGAAAGACCUCGCACCCUCUCUGGUGGAGUCUCUCCGCAGGUUUAAGGUUCUGGGGGAGAAGAAAAUUCCUCCAUGGACUGAGAUUGUUCUGGUUCCUCAGACUGGAAAAGCCAGCAUGUACCCAGGCCUGUAUCUCUUCACCACAUCAUGUCGCAUGAUGCGGCCUGUCCGCAACCUUGCCCUGGGCAAAGAAGAGCUCAUCGGCACUUUUGAGCAACUCUACCUUAAUGUGGGGAUAUUUGAGGGUGAUAUUCAGCAGGGUGUGACCACACACCAGGAGCUCUUCCCCCACAGCAUGCUCAGCGUAGUGGCUAGCUUCAUCCCCUAUUCUGACCAUAAUCAGAGUCCCAGGAACAUGUACCAGUGCCAGAUGGGUAAACAGACUAUGGGUUUUCCUCUGCAUUCUUACCAGGACCGCUCUGAUAAUAAACUCUAUCGACUACAGACUCCUCAGAGUCCUCUGGUCCGACCAACGAUGUAUGACCACUAUAACAUGGACAACUAUCCCAUUGGCACAAACGCAGUAGUGGCUGUCAUUUCCUAUACAGGCUAUGACAUGGAAGAUGCCAUGAUUGUGAACAAGUCAUCAUGGGAGCGUGGCUUUGCCCAUGGCUCUGUCUAUAAGACUGAGAUUAUAGACCUGUCAGAAAAAGUCAAAGGUCAGGAUGGUGUGGUGUUUGGGACUAAACCAGGUGACCCUAAAGUGGGUGACCGACUGGAUGUCGAUGGACUGCCCCCUAUAGGAACAGUCCUGAAUUAUGGAGACCCUUUUUACAGCUACAUCAACCUCAACACAGGCCAGAGCUUUGUCACCUCAUUCAAGAGUCAGGAGAGUUGUGUGGUGGACAACAUCAAAGUUUGCAGUAAUGACGUAGGCACAGGUCGGUUCAAGCGCAUCUGCAUUACCAUGCGUGUCCCACGCAACCCGACUAUAGGAGACAAGUUUGCCAGCAGGCAUGGUCAGAAGGGCAUCCUGAGCCGCCUGUGGCCAGCCGAGGAUAUGCCGUUUACGGAGAGUGGCAUGACCCCGGACAUCCUGUUCAAUCCACACGGCUUCCCUUCGCGUAUGACCAUCGGUAUGCUGAUAGAAAGCAUGGCAGGGAAAUCUGCAGCCCUCCAUGGCCUGUGCCACGAUGCUACACCCUUCACCUUCUCUGAGGAAAGCUCUGCCCUGGAGCACUUUGGUGACAUGCUGAAGGCAGCAGGCUACAACUACUACGGCACGGAGCGGCUGUACUCGGGCCUCAGUGGCCUGGAGCUGGAGGCCGACAUUUUCAUCGGCGUGGUUUACUACCAGCGGCUGCGUCACAUGGUUUCUGACAAGUUCCAGGUGCGAACCACUGGAGCAAGGGACAAAGUGACCAAUCAGCCAGUUGGGGGGAGGAACGUGCAGGGAGGGAUUCGUUUUGGAGAGAUGGAACGAGACGCUUUGCUAGCCCAUGGCACGUCUUUCCUGCUGCAUGACCGCCUUUUCAACUGCUCUGACCGUUCUGUCGCCCAGGUGUGUAUGAACUGCGGCAGUCUGCUUUCGCCCCUGCUGGAAAAACCGCCACCUCAUUGGUCAGCCACACGCCAUCGCAAGACCAUCUGCCUGCUGUGUAAGAAGAGUGACUCCAUUGAGACAGUGUCUGUUCCCUACGUGUUUCGCUACUUUGUGGCUGAACUUGCAGCAAUGAACAUCAAAAUCAAACUAGAUGUGAAGUGAAUGUAAUAACUGUGAAAACAUAGAGUACCAAUAUUAAAUACAUGUAUUGUUCAGUUCCUCUUAAAUGUCA